AUGCGUGCAUCGUUGAUUUCAUUGCCUCUGGCGGCCGGCUUUCUGGUGUGGUGUUCCAGGGCAGCGCAAGUGGACCACCUUGCCACUGCCGCCACCAUGAAGAAUGUGGGGCAAAUGUUUGUUCAGCUGCGGGCCGAGGAUCAAGACUCUUCAGGGCCCGGCAGCCAUGGCAUGAAGGAUCACCCGGACCUGGCCCACUCGCCGCGACUCCCGCUGGAUGCCAAUUCCCGCCUCACUGCUUGGGCGCCUGAUCGCUCCUCUUUUCGCCUCCGCAUCGAUGCGGAGCAAGUCGCGGGCGACGCGCCCGUCAUUCGUACCAUCACCGCCCAGUAUGGUCAAAUCCUCUUUCUCCACGUCGUUCGCAGCUUUGACGCCAUCAUCACCAUUGAGGCCCGCCCCGGCGAGAGUAACCUGGUCCUGUUAUACCGAAUCGAUGGCUCCCACUCGGUUCUGCCCGUCCCGGCCGUGGCCAACCACGUCAGCAGUUGUGAGGCGACUGGCCGUGUUGCUGUUGUCAGCGAUGACGGCCUCGUCUUCCUGGAUCUUCCCGAAUCCCAUCUACAGCGCGUCCAGGCCGACCCGCUCUCCGACUGGCCUCUCCCAUGCACCGAGCAUCUCGUCACCAGGUUGGAACAAGACGCACCCCGUGAGACGGCGCUGCGUCAACUUUUGCACAUGGCUUUGGAGCACGGCGAGGCUUUUAAUACCGUUAGCAUUACGGCACGGCAACACCUAUCUGCCACUGAGGCCAUGCAAAGGGUUGCAAAUCAAGGCGCAACGCCUAUCCCGGCCUCUUCUCCCAAGCAUUGCACUCUCGUCAUCCCGUCGCUUCGCCACGCUUGGAUUUUUUCCGCCGAUGCAAAUGGUUGCCAACUCCUGGCCAAGUCAACCUAUCCCCUGCCCGACCCUGCCGUUGCCAUCUGGUGCAGUGGACCUCGUGUGCGUAUUCCCCGCACUUGUGCCAUGUUUGGCAAAAUGAUUUUUGUCAUCUGUCAUGGUAAUAAUACCGUCUUGUAUACCUACAGCAAUCAACGACAAGCCCCUGAUAUUCUGACACCCGAAGCACCUUUGGCCUUGCAUCUUGAUGGCACUGAAUUGCAUCCCGACCAGUUGGCCGAGUCAAUCUGGUUGGGGAGCGACAGCCUCGCCCUACAACCCCUUCGUAUGACCGCCACGGCCGAGCGUCUUACCAUAUCGGCCUUUACAGAGAGCGGGGAAUGCCGCUUGAGCACUUUUAUCAUCACUCCGGUCUUGACCCUGAUCCAGGAGUUGCACGACUUUGCCCAGCAGCUUCCCCGUGCCCAUCCCAACGUUCUCCAGUGGCAAACCAACUGUCGAUUGCUGUUCCAAUAUCUCGACGAUGCCAGCAGUGGCUCGGUGAUGCGCCGUGCCGCGCUCUUGACCAUGCAAUCCAACGUGCAACUGUCAGAGUUGCAAGCGCUGGUCCCUGGCGACAAGUUCAAUGGGGACUCACAUCAGGCAGCCCUUGGUCAUUUGCUCUCGGCUUUGACUGCGCUGCAAACGACCCACAUAUCGAGUGCCACGCUCGAUGCGCUCAAGGCGCUCGUUCAACACCUUGAUGUCGGCAAUAUGACCGUGAUACAUCGCCUCACCUCUGUAUCGCAGUUUCCAUUGAGGCGCUUUUGGAGGCAUUUGCGAUUGCGGUACCUACCGCGUGGCAAGAACUGA
Molecule: messenger RNA, 1689 nt
Organism: Monosiga brevicollis MX1
Lineage: Eukaryota; Choanoflagellata; Craspedida; Salpingoecidae
Exons: 10
Coding region: 1-1689 (562 amino acids)
Source: RefSeq, a predicted model, not a curated record